CGGCGCCCUCUGACCCCGGGGCCGGGCGUGAAGGGGGCACUCCCGCCGCCUCCUCCUCCGCCGCUCCCGCUCCGGCUCGGGCGGGUGCUGAGGGAGGCGCCGGGAGAGGACCGAGGGAUCCUGGAGCUGCUGAGGCGGCCGGAACAGGAUUUCCCGUUCCCAACCCUUGGCUGGAUGGAGAAGGAGGGUGCAAGGACAAGACAGAUGCCACAGAACACCCAGGCAGACAAGGAGCUGCAGAUGGAGGCCAGAGAGGACAAAUCCCUGUGGCAGAACCUCGUGGAAGAGGCCGUUUUGAGCAGCUCCACGGCACAGGAAUCGAAGGGGAAAGAAAAGCCCCGGAGAUCCCGCACAAGGAGGGGCUGCAAACGCAGAUCAUGGGGAUCUGAGGGGGAAAGACCCAACCCGGGCCAGGAAGGCGGCCAGAGAUCGAGCCAGAGCUCAGAGCUGGUGGUCCAUGAGCAGCUGCAUGAUGGAGAGAAGCCCAACAAGUGCUUGGAGUGUGGAAAGAGCUUCAGCCAGAGCUCCAGCCUGAUUCAGCACCAGAGGACCCACACAGGGGAACGGCCGUAUGAGUGUGGGGAGUGUGGGAAGAGCUUCAGAGCCAGCUCCAGCCUGAUCCGCCACCAGAUUAUCCACACUGGAGAACAACCCUACGAGUGUGGGGAAUGUGGGAAGAGCUUCAGCCUGAGAUCCACCCUCAUCCGUCACCAGGUGAUCCACACUGGGGAGAGGCCCUAUGAGUGUGAUCAAUGCAGGAAGAGGUUUCAGCUCAGCUCCAGUCUUCUCGUGCACCAGCGCACGCACACAGAGGAGAAACCCUUCCGCUGCCCCGACUGUGGUAAGGGCUUCAGGCAAAAUGCCCAUCUUGUCGUGCACCGGCUCAUCCACACUGGGGAGAGACCCCACGAGUGUGAGGAAUGUGGGAUGAGCUUCAGCCGGAACUCCCACCUCAUACGCCACCGGAGGACCCACGAGGCCCCAUGGGGAGUGGAAGUUCAGAGCUCCACUGAUCACCAGACCACUGGAAGCCUGGUGGAAUGUGGGAAGGGCUUCAGCCAGCGUGCCAACCUCCAGCACCAGAAGAUCCACACUGGGGAGAGGCCCUACAAGUGUUCAGAAUGUGGGAAGGGGUUUCGCAUCAGCUCACAUCUCCUCGUGCACCUUCGGCUUCACACAGAGGAGAGGCCCUUCCACUGUCCCGACUGUGGGAAAGGAUUCAUGUACAACUCCAUCCUCAUCAUCCACCAACGGAUUCACAGAGAGGAGAGGCCCUUCCGCUGCCCCGACUGCGGGAAGGGAUUCAAGCACAAGUCCGCCCUCAUCACCCACCGGCGCAUCCACACCGGGGAGAGGCCCUACGAGUGUCCUCAGUGUGGGAAGAGCUUCUCACAGAACUCAGCCUUGACCAAGCACCAACAGAGCCACCAGUAAGGCAAGCCCUGCAAGUGCCCCGAUUUCAGGAUGAGCUUCAUACGCUGCUCUAACUCCAUCCCCCACUGGAGGACCCUCGUUGGGAAGAGCCCUGGUGACCACGUUCCCUGUGUUCCAUGUUGGGAAGGCACCUAGCUAGUUAUCCUUUUGUUUUGGCCUUCAUUUUCUUCUGAUUCAUCUUCAUCCCUUAAAAACAGGCCUGAAAAGAAAGAAACUGAUCAAAGAUAUCUAGUCCCCAUUUCACAGUUGUUUGAGAGGGAAUUUAGGACUUGGGGACAUAAUCUUGAGGAUUUAUGGGUUCUGGGAGAAUUUUGGGCAGUGUUCCCCAUUUCUUUGCACUGCAGAACCAAGAGGGAUUGAUCUGUCUCCUCAAAACAACUCAGUCCCACUGAAAACCAUACAGUUGUACCCCAAAAGGGCUCAAUCCCAACUCAAAAUUGCUUGUUCCCUCCUCAAAAAUCUCAAUUGUAUGGCAAACUCACUUGAUUCCACAGCCGCCUUGGUGAGAAGGGGUUGGAAGGAGAUUGGGAGAAGUGGGAUCCCAGUUUGGAGCAGUGGAUAGGGAUUGUGUGGGGCUGGGUGGCUGGGAUGUAUUUGAUAGUAAAUAAAACUUUCAGAGUUACUGAU
Molecule: messenger RNA, 2061 nt
Organism: Serinus canaria (Common canary)
Lineage: Eukaryota; Metazoa; Chordata; Aves; Passeriformes; Fringillidae
Product: zinc finger protein with KRAB and SCAN domains 7-like
Biological process (GO): regulation of transcription by RNA polymerase II
Cellular component (GO): nucleus
Molecular function (GO): DNA-binding transcription activator activity, RNA polymerase II-specific; RNA polymerase II cis-regulatory region sequence-specific DNA binding
Source: RefSeq, a predicted model, not a curated record